Molecule: messenger RNA, 2820 nt
Organism: Helobdella robusta
Lineage: Eukaryota; Metazoa; Annelida; Clitellata; Rhynchobdellida; Glossiphoniidae
Exons: 4
Coding region: 1-2820 (939 amino acids)
Biological process (GO): regulation of DNA-templated transcription
Molecular function (GO): DNA-binding transcription factor activity; sequence-specific DNA binding
Source: RefSeq, a predicted model, not a curated record
AUGUUGACACCGGCUGAUUGGCUGAAAAAGAGCCGGAAUGGGUGGCUGACCAAUGAGAAAGAAGGACAUGUUGGCAUGGUAACAAAGAGUGGCCGACCAAUUACGGAAGAAGAUUAUUGGCAAGUCAUUAUGUUGACGUCAUCGAGCGGGGAGAUUGUUGUUGUUGGGAGAGGUUUGAUUGGCUUCAAGUUGGUAUAUAAGUUGGAGCUGGAGGUGUUUUCAGUGAAUUUGGCUCCUGUUACAACAACUAGGGGUGGCUUCAUUUUAGAAAAUUUGCCACGCGAGUUUUCAGGCGCUAGAAACAAAUUUAAAUUCAACUUUUCCGUCCAAAACAUCGUACGUCGAAUCGCAAAAAGCUCUGUCCGUGUCACAGAUUUCCUCAUCAAUCACAUCCUUAAUAACAACACAAAAAACAUUAAUAACAGCAACGACAAGAUCAUGGCAAAUAAUAACAAAAAUUACAGUUACAACAACAAUAACACAAACAUCACCAUUGCAAACAGUAGUUACGAUCACAUUGACACAGACAACAUCAACAACAGCAUGAAUGGCAACAACACGAGCAACAAAAACGUUACAGACAACAACUAUGCAACAGGCAACGACUUGGAUUUCAUCAACAUCAACUUCGGUGACAUCAACAGCCCAAACACUAACGCAGUCGACAUUGAUUUUUUCAGCAGAAUCAUCGAAGGCGAUGACAUCAACAACAUCAACGACAUCAGCGACAAUAACGACGGUGAAAACGUCACCUUCAACAACAAUUACAGCAACAACAGCAAUAGCAGCAACAACAGCAGUAAUAACGUCAAAAUCGUCAACAACAACAAUACAAACAACAACAUAACCGACAUUAACACAAAUAGCGUUACAUACAACACCACAAACACUACCUCAGUCAACAACAUCCCGAGCAACACCGCAGAUAUCAACACGUACAACAACAUUACAAGCAACAACAUCACAAACACGUACAACAUUACAAACAACAACAGCACAGAUAUCAACACAUACAACAACAUCCCAAACAACAACAUUUUAAACAACACCACAGACUUCAACGCGUACAACAACUUCUCAAACAACAACACCGCAAAUGCAAACAACAUCACAAACACAUACAAUAUUACGAACAACAACACAAACAACGGCGAAGUUUUCAACGCGUACAACAGCACCACAAGCAACGACAUAAAUAGCACAAACAACAGCGCGAACAACAACGACGCAAACAACGCAAAAACUCGAUUGAAGAAGAAGUACCGAACGAAGCAGGAGGCCCUGACGCUGCUGAUCAUCGAGGCCAUCAACAGCUGCCAGCAGGGACUGGCCGUAGCAGACAUCUACUCCUACAUCAGUCAGAAGGACUCCAACUACCCAGCCAGCGAUCAAACCUGGCAUCAGAACGUUCGCUUCUCUCUCACUCACAACAAAUAUUUUUACAAAUCCAACCUGAGCCGUUCGAACGGAAGAGGAAGACUGUGGCUCUUUGAUCCGGUGAGGUACAAUCAGGGCAAGGAGGAAGUGAAGGAGAGGAGGAGGCAGAGAAUGGCUGACCUCAACCAGAAGGUUAGAGGUCACCAGCUCAGCAACCGGAUGGAUGAUUCAACUUCAUCCGAAGCAUCAUCAACAUUUAGAUCUUUGUCUCAAGUUCAAUCGCCAUCUCCUGCUACUGUCACGAACUACACUGCACCCGUCAACAAAGGCAGCUGCAUCAGCCACAACAACACCAGCCAGAACACUAGCGACAACGGCAGCAACAACAACAUCGGCUACAACAACAUCGGCUACUGCAAUAGCAACAACUUUAGCAACAACACCAACAACAACAAUAAUAACUUCAGCAGCACCAGCAACAACACCAACAACAGUAACUACAAUUCCAUCAACACGAACGACUCAAGCAGCAUCGGCCACAUCGGCAACAACAUCGGCAACAACACCAACUACAUCAGAAACAGUGGCAACAACGUCAGCAAUAUUGGUGGCGACAACACGCAACUUUUAACACAAACCAGCUGCAGAAACCACAACAGAAACACCAACAUCGGUAACACGAUCAACCUCUACCAACAACAAAACGUCUACCCUACCAACAACUACCACUCGUUCAACCAUUUAACUCCCUGUGCAACGACCAACCACUUUACGACUUCCAGAUUCUCUGCAGCAACAACAAGAUCAGCCGCCACCCUGCAGGGCCACUGUUUCGACGCCUUAGAGCAAACAUUUGACUGCAACACACCGAACUAUUUUCCUAUGGCAACAUCGUCAUCUUCGCAAGCAGCCUUUUACAAUCGACAACAAUAUGAACAACUGCAACAACAACGACGGCGACUUCAACAACGUCCUCAACACCAACCAUAUCUACAGUACCAAAGGCAGCAGCGGUGGCAGCCACAAAGAAACAUGACGUCAUCAACGUACGACAACCAGUCGACGACGAUGAACAGCAGCGAUGGAUAUGCUUCGUACGGCAAUUGGAACACGACAACUACUUACGCACGUGAUGUAGCGCCACCACAGAUGAACUCCGCGACCUACCUCGCCACAUCGGAACCUUCAGGGCCACCAUCCAACCACAUGAACAGUUACAGCUACAACUACCCACAACCUUCACAACGUUACGUCACCAAUCAACAUCAGGUGCUUCCAGACCAGGAUCAAUUCACCCAACGGUCAUCCAGCCAUCCCACAUUCGCUGGCACUUCCGUCAAACGCCCCAACACAAGCAUGGAUACAACAACAUAUCCGCCAAACAAGCGGUGGUGCGGUCCAUCCCAAUUCUACCCUGACCCGGAUGACUUCAAUAAUUAUUAA